GGGGUGGUGGCAGCAGCUGCAGCAGCGGCGGCGGCAGCAGCGCCAGGAGGUGCUGCAACAGAGGCGGAGACUGCUUUUGGACGCGGUGGGGCCGAGAAGCCGGAGUCCCAGCCCGGAGGUCCCGGGCGGUGCACUGGAAGCUGCUGCGGCUGCUGCCCGACGGCCACUACCUGGGGCCCCUCUGCCACCUCGACCUCAGUUGCCGUCUGCACCUCCGUCUACCCCGCCCGCGUCUGCGCCCCAGCCAGGACGCCGCCCCCGACCGGGUCUCCACUUCUCAGCCGCCCCUCCCAUGACAACGCCCGCGCGAAGAUGGCUGCGAAGGGCGCGCACGGCUCCCACCUGAAGGUGGAAAGCGAGCUGGAGCGCUGCCGCGCCGAGGGCCACUGGGACCGCGUGCCCGAGCUGGUCCGGCAGCUGCAGUCGCUGGGCAUGCCCGGGAGCGGCGGCAGCGGAGGCAACCGGCGAGGCAGCCCGAGCGCCAGGUUCACCUCUCUGGACACCGAUGACUUUGGGAAAUUGCUGCUGGCAGAGGCCCUCCUGGAACAGUAUUUGAAGGAGAACCAUGCCAAAAUAAAAGACUCCAUCCCUUUGCUGGAGAAGAAUGAACAUAGGAUAAAUGAAGCCAAAAAUUAUUUGAGCAGUAUCCUUAACCAUGGGAAGCUGCCGCCACGGUACAUGUGUGAGGCCAUGCUGAUCCUGGGAAAGCUACAUUAUGUGGAGGGCUCCUACCGAGAUGCCAUCAGCAUGUAUGCCCGGGCUGGGAUUGAUGACAUGUCCGUGGAGAACAAGCCUCUGUAUCAGAUGCGACUGCUGGCAGAGGCAUUUGUCAUCAAAGGCCUUUCCCUGGAACGCCUGCCCAACUCCAUUGCCUCCCGCUACCGCCUAACUGAGCGGGAGGAGGAAGUGGUCGCCUGCUUCGAGAGGGCCUCCUGGGUGGCUCAGGUGUUCCUGCAGGAACUGGAGAAGACCACAAACAACAGCACAUCAAGGCACCUGAAAAGCUCUCCCCCUGUUGACUAUGAGCUCUCCUACUUCCUGGAAGCUGCCCUCCAGAGUGCGUUUGUGAAGAACCUGAAGAAAGGAAACAUCGUGAAGGGAAUGAGGGAGCUCCGGGAAAUUCUGCGGACUGUGGAGACCAAAGCAACACAGAACUUCAAAGUGAUGGCAGCCAAGCAUCUAGCAGGGGUCUUGCUGCAUUCUCUGAGUGAAGAGUGCUACUGGAGCCCCCUGUCCCACCCUCUGCCUGAGUUCAUGAACAAGGAAGAGAAUUCCUUUGUCACACAGGCCCUGCGGAAACCUCACCUCUAUGAAGGGGACAAUCUCUACUGCCCAAAGGAUAACAUAGAGGAGGCCCUCCUACUGCUGCUCAUCAGUGAGUCCAUGGCAACUCGGGACGUGGUACUGAGCCGGGCGCCUGAGCAAGAAGAGGACCGGAGGGUGAGCCUGCAGAAUGCUGCAGCCAUCUACGACCUCCUGAGCAUUACACUGGGCAGGAGGGGCCAGUACAUCAUGCUGUCGGAGUGCCUAGAGCGAGCCAUGAAGUUUGCAUUUGGAGAAUUUCACCUUUGGUACCAAGUGGCCCUCUCCAUGGUGGCUUGUGGGAAGUCAGCCUAUGCCGUGUCGUUGCUGCGGGAAUGCAUGAAGCUGCGGCCCUCGGACCCCACUGUGCCCCUGAUGGCUGCCAAGGUCUGCAUUGGGUCCUUGCACUGGCUGGAGGAGGCAGAACACUUUGCCAUGAUGGUGAUUGGCCUUGGAGAGGAAGCUGGAGAGUUCCUUCCCAAAGGCUACCUGGCUCUGGGUCUCACCUAUAGCCUGCAGGCCACUGAUGCCACCCUGAAGUCCAAGCAAGAUGAGCUGCACCGCAAGGCCCUGCAGACACUAGAAAGAGCCCAGGAACUGGCUCCUGAUGAUCCCCAGAUCAUCCUGUAUGUCUCUCUGCAGUUGGCUCUUGUCCGACAGAUCUCCAGCGCCAUAGAGCAGCUGCAAGAAGCUCUAACAGUGUGCAGGGACGAUGCCAAUGCCCUCCAUCUGCUGGCACUGCUCUUUUCUGCCCAGAAGCACUACCAGCAUGCCCUGGAUGUCAUCAACAUGGCCAUCACUGAGUACCCCGAGAACUUCAACCUGAUGUUCACCAAAGUGAAGCUGGAGCAGGUACUGAAAGGUCCAGAGGAUGCCCUUGUGACCUGCAGACAAAUGCUGCGGCUCUGGCAGACACUGUACAACUUCUCCCAGCUGGGAGGCCUGGAAAAGGAUGGCAGCUUCGGUGAGGGUCUCAUGGUGAAGAAACAGAGUGGCAUGCAUCUGACCCUGCCUGAUGCCCACGAUGCAGACUCUGGCUCUCGGCGGGCAUCAUCCAUUGCAGCCUCACGAUUGGAGGAGGCCAUGUCGGAGUUGACCAUGCCUACCUCAGUCCUGAAACAGGGCCCCAUGCAGCUGUGGACAACACUGGAACAGAUCUGGCUCCAGGCUGCUGAGCUGUUCAUGGAGCAGAAACACCUCAAGGAAGCAGGUUUUUGCAUCCAGGAGGCGGCAGGCCUCUUCCCCACCUCUCAUUCAGUGCUCUACAUGCGGGGUCGGCUGGCUGAGGUGAAGGGCAGCUUGGAAGAGGCCAAGCAGCUAUACAAGGAAGCGCUCACAGUGAACCCUGAAGGAGUACGCAUCAUGCACAGCCUGGGUUUGAUGCUGAGUCAGCUGGGCCACAAGAGCCUAGCCCAGAAGGUUCUUCGAGACGCUGUCGAAAGACAGAGCACCUGCCACGAAGCAUGGCAGGGCCUGGGUGAGGUUCUGCAGGCUCAGGGCCAGAACGAGGCUGCCAUUGACUGCUUCCUCACAGCACUGGAGCUGGAGUCCAGCAGCCCCGUGCUCCCCUUCUCCAUCAUCCCCAGAGAGCUCUGAGCUACAUGGGUGCAGACAGGGCCUCCCAGCAGGGACAGGGAUGGCAGGAACAAGGAGGCAGCAGGGAGCAGGGGUCAGGGAGGGACAGCGGCACGCAAGUGCAGAGCCCCUGGGAAUACAUCUCUAGCAAACACUUCUGUUAGCUCCGCUCCGCUUCUUCUUACCCCUACCCAUCCCUCCCCUCAAGGGCCAGCUGGGCCCUGGUGCUGCUCAUCGGGAGCUAGAUGGACAAGCUUUACAUCCAAGGCAGAUCCCGUGUUCCUGGGACCGUGGCGUUGGGGCGGGGCAGAGGCCAUGUUUCCUCAGGGCUCUGCCUUCCUUGUCUAUGCACCAUGGCGCCCAAGCCCAAACCUCCAUCGGGACUCCCACAUUUCCUAGCUUCGGACAAACUUCAGUUUCCAUCCUCUGUACCAGAGAUGAGCCCCAUGUGCUUCCCCUGCCUUUGUCCUCUGGCUACAUCAGGCUUUUCCUGGAUUCUGUCCUUGGGGCCUUAGGAGACAGCUUGAAUCUUAAGUGACUUUGCAGAGUAGUAAGGACUGGUUGCUCCUGAAACCUGGGCAGGGGGGAUCCUCAUGGCUGUACUUCAGCAUCCCACCCCCCGAAAUACUGCUGCCUGGCCGUUCCAGAACCCCACCCACUCCCUGGACCUUGCUUCCCAGUCCCAGGGUAGUCACAGACCAAGAUUGCAAGCACCACCCAGAAGACAGACCCUGGGUUCCUCUCAGGCUGAGUCAGCAGAUAAUGCCCAGCAUAGCCCCUUUGUCUCAGGAUGUCACUUGGCUUUUACUUUUUUUUCCCCUUUCUGUGUGUCUGGCCAGACACACUGAAUCCCAGGCCAAGUAGUACCCACGAGCCUUAAGCCAGCGGCUCUCAGGAUGGGCUUUGGCUCCGAGCCAGCCAUUUCUACCGGGGCCGAGCCGCUGUGGGCCUUCAGGCCUUUCCCUAUGAUGCCGGUCCCUGUGUGGAGGUGGUCUCCAGGACUGCUGUCCUUAGAAUACCACAUCCACAGCUCAGUUUUUAUCUUGGCUUUCUUGGGCAGCCUCAGCCUCACUGGCCAUUUGGGUCCCCCCACAGGGACUGUGGUUAAAGACCUGAGGAGAGUGAGGCUGCUCCCUCCUUUUGGCCACGCCAUGCCCCGUCUGCCGGGGGCGGGGGUGUUAGGGCCUUGGCAAGGCCUCUCCUUGUGGGGUGAGGGCAUGCCUCAGCUUCCCAUGCCGGUGGGGGCUGAUGGAGCCCUGCUCCAUGCCACGCUGGCUCCACACUGCAUGCCCCCCCAGCUGGCUCCAGAUAGCUCGCGCCUCCUGCCAACGGUACCAAACCAAAAGGAACCACAGAAGACAUGUGAUCCUUUGCCUCUUGGUUGAAGUGUCUCUAUCCAUGUGUAUGGGUAUAUAUAAAUAUAUAUAUAUAUAUAUUUGAUAGAGAUCUAUUUUUUUUCUGUUAGAAAAAGAAUAAGCAAGCCUUGGGAUGCCCAAAGUGUCUGUGGUCAGAUUUUGGUAGGAAAGGCACCCAGUGCAUUCUUUGAACAUUCCACCACAGAGAGCUGAGCUGAGCUGCCAACAGUGGCUGUGCAGACUGAAUAAAAGUGUGUGUCUGAA
Dipodomys spectabilis (banner-tailed kangaroo rat) is the source of this 4496-nucleotide messenger RNA. It is a transcript of the gene Ttc7a, whose product is annotated as tetratricopeptide repeat domain 7A. The coding region runs from base 313 to 2898 and encodes 861 amino acids. The record is from RefSeq and is a predicted model, not a curated record. Gene Ontology annotation, molecular function: protein binding. Gene Ontology annotation, biological process: phosphatidylinositol phosphate biosynthetic process; protein localization to plasma membrane. Gene Ontology annotation, cellular component: plasma membrane. The transcript has 20 exons. Lineage: Eukaryota; Metazoa; Chordata; Mammalia; Rodentia; Heteromyidae.